AUGCGAUUACUUGCUUUUGCAGUUGUCUUUGACAACUUGGCGCUUCUGGCAUCAGCCUUGCCUACCGGUUGCACACCCCAGACAUGCAUCGACCCCCCAGUUCGGAAAGAAUGGAGGUCUCUUUCUAUAGUCGAGAGGCUCUCGUACAUAGAUGCCGUCUUUUGUCUCACCAAGAAGCCAGCCAUCUCUGGUUUGUCUGGGGCGAUCAAUCGCUUUGAUGACCAUCAAGCCGUCCAUAGCGAUCAGACGCCUGCUAUCCACUGGGUCGGACACUUCGCCCUGUGGCACCGUUACUUUGUCGCCACCUACGAAAAGGCUUUGAGGAAAGAAUGCGGAUACACAGGCGCUCAGCCAUACUGGGACUGGUCAUUAGACGCCUCAUCAAACAAGAGCAGCACCGCAAUCUUCAAGAGCGAGAUCUUUGAUCCGAUCACUGGGUUCGGUGGAAACGGGCCAUGGGCAAACGCGACGGCGGGUCAGAAUCCCCUGAACCUGACAGGUCGGACGGGCGGCGGCUGCGUGCGUGACGGACCCUUUGCCUAUCCUGCGUUCGAGACGCACUACGGCGAUACGGCGGGAUGUCUCAGGCGCGACUUCACGCCGUCGGUCAUGAACGCGUUUGCCCACCGCAGCCAGGUCGAGCAUGUCACCAGCCAGCCCGACUACACUAGCUUUGCGUACGCCCUCGAGGGCAUUCCCAGCUUCUCGCAGCCCAAUAUCCAUGGCAGCGGCCACUUUGGUGUUGGUGGCGUUCUCGGGCAGAUCGGUAGCGCAGCUGAAAGCCCUGGCGACCCCCUCUUCUACCUUCACCACGGCAACCUCGACCGCAUCCUCUGGGAGUGGCAAAAGAAGGAUCUGCCGACGCGGUUGCACCAGGUCGGCGGCCCCGUCGAGCCGUUCGACUAUGGCGGUGUGAAUGUGACGCUGGAUUUCCAGGUCAACAUUGGCAAGCUCGCAGGGAACGUGACGUUGGAGCAGUUAUUGGAUCCGCAGGGUGGCACGCUGUGUUAUGCAUAUGAGUAG
This is a messenger RNA of Aplosporella prunicola CBS 121167, 1023 nucleotides long. RefSeq lists its product as uncharacterized. The transcript is spliced from 6 exons. Lineage: Eukaryota; Fungi; Ascomycota; Dothideomycetes; Botryosphaeriales; Aplosporellaceae. Gene Ontology annotation, molecular function: oxidoreductase activity. Bases 1 to 1023 code for a protein of 340 amino acids. The record is from RefSeq and is a predicted model, not a curated record.